AUGCAAAUUGGAGAAACUCUGAACAAGAUUGUGGGUCGUAUCUCAAAGACCAGCGAGGCCAUCAGUGGAAUCCCAGGCUCGACGGUCGACCACCAAGGUCAGCUUGGUCCUAACAUUAUCGAAGAUAACGUUGCGUUCUUUGAUGUUGAAGAUGGCAAGCACAAAGCCACGAUCCCGGUAUCAGACAUCACCUUCAAAGAUGCAGUCAAGCCUCUCAAAUCUGGUGGGGUGUCCUUCGGUGAUGCCUUCUACUCUUUCUGCAUCAACUAUCCUGGUGCCAUCACCAAUAACAACUAUGCCAACUUGAUGAGGAACUUUCCCACUCCGGAUGGUCAAGUUCGUGAUUUGGCUACAAUCGACAUUCUCCGCGAUCGCGAACGAGGAGUGCCACGAUACUGCCAGUUCCGAAGACUUCUCCGCAUGUCCGUUCCUAAGACAUUCGAGGAGCUGACUGGCGGUGACAAGAAGCUCGCAGCGAGACUUAGCGAAGUCUACAGCGGCGACAUCGAGACCGUAGACGCACUCGUGGGCUCUCACAGUGAACAGGUCAUCAAGGGUUUCGGUUUUAGCGAGACUGCAUUCCGCAUCUUCAUCCUCAUGGCCAGCCGAAGACUCAAGAGCGACCGAUUCAUAGCCGGACAGUGGAAUGCUGAUAUGUAUACCAAGGAAGGCUUCGAUUGGGUCCAAAAUACUGGUAUGAAGGAUGUGCUGAAAAGACACUUCCCAGAGCUGGCUGCAGUCAUACCGAAGAAGACAAAUGUGUUUGCACCUUGGGUGAAGUUGCCUGGGUCGAGAGCUUACACUGGGGUCGAGACAAAUGCUCCCAAGGCAUGA
Aureobasidium uvarum is the source of this 834-nucleotide messenger RNA. The record is from the annotation of a GenBank genome assembly. Lineage: Eukaryota; Fungi; Ascomycota; Dothideomycetes; Dothideales; Saccotheciaceae.